AAAACAUUUUUAUAAUUCAAAUAAAGCUUAUAAAUAAUAUCUUUUUCUCUAUAAAGUUAAAAUAAUAUUAUUUUUAAUAACUUUAUAAUUUAUAGUUUAUAUAAUUAACUUUAUAAAAUUACAAAAUAAAAUAAUAAAUAUUACUAAAAUUAUUUUUUUCUCAAUAAAAUAUCAAAAAUGGAAACUGUUAAAACUAGAUUUAUGAAAACCAAAGAACAUGUUCACCAUAAUAACACUACCUCUGUAGAACAUGGUAAAAGACCAAAGUCAUUAAAGGCCGAAGCAAAAGUAAUUAGAUCCGAUUACACUUUACUUGCUGAACACUCUGAAAAAUGGAUGGAUGCUGUUCAAGAUAUGCAAACUAAAUGGGAGGUUCUUGCAAAUACCAUUGCAAGCUUUGGUACUGCUCAAUACAUUGAUAAGAAUACUACUUGCCACAUUGCAGAAGGUUUCCAUGGUCUUCAAAAUUUAAUGUUCCCAAUCAUUAAGACUACCAAAAUUGGUAUCCAUGAUAAUGCUGAAAAUAUUUCACAUUGUUCUGUUGACAAAUUAAAAAAACAAAACCAUAGAAUGGAAGAUAACAGAGUUCGUGCUGACCACGCAAAUCAUAGAUUAGACAAAUAUAGACAAAAAUCAAAAACCAAUCCAACUCGUUUAAAGAGAAAAGAAGCAUCUGCCGAAAAAGCCAACAUUGUUUAUGAUGAAAGUUAUCUGAAGAUAAUCUCCAUAAUUCAAGACAAUUGUUAUUUGAUCUUCAAAGAUUUCUUCAACGAAGGUUACUCUGAUAUCCAUUCAUUAAAACAAGAAAUUGACCUUAUCCCAGUACAAGAAAAAUUAUAUUCAAGAUUUGGUAUUCUUGAUAUUGCUUUACCAAAAACUUAUACAAAAUACCAUUCAGAUUAUAUUCCAAAAGACCACUCUGUUCCAAUACCACAUGGUUCAAUUGUCUAUGAUGAAGACGAUUCCAAAAAUAAUCUCAACAAUGACAAUGACACCCAACAAGAAAGUUUAACCACCACAACUUAUCAAAUUCCAGCCACUAUUCUCUCACCAAGUUUAAAUGAAGGUUCAUCAUCAUCAAAUCCAGUUUUUACAAAAAAUAUUUCUCCACAACAAACUUACAUUUCAAGUACUACCCAAGAUGCUCCAUCAGCUUCCUUAGAAAAAGAAACUAUUAUUCCAACUGUAGUUGAACAAGUUGAGUUAACUCAACCGGCUAACAAUGUUGUUUCACCACAAAUUGUUCAUGAAUAUGUUUAUGAAGGUAAUACUUCCAAUACACAGAUAGGUUCACCAGCUAAAAAUUUUACCAAGGUAAAAGAAGAAAGUAAGACUGUAGUUGAAGAAAAAUUCAAUUAAUUUUGUCUUAAAAAAAAACUUUAAAAAAAAAAAAAAUUUCAAAAAAAAAAUAAAUUCUUAAAUUAUUUAUAUAUAU
Molecule: messenger RNA, 1435 nt
Organism: Dictyostelium purpureum
Lineage: Eukaryota; Evosea; Eumycetozoa; Dictyosteliales; Dictyosteliaceae
Exons: 4
Coding region: 178-1359 (393 amino acids)
Source: RefSeq, a predicted model, not a curated record